This is a messenger RNA of Plasmodium malariae, 2487 nucleotides long. RefSeq names its product BRO1 domain-containing protein, putative. The transcript has 5 exons. Bases 1 to 2487 code for a protein of 828 amino acids. NCBI's taxonomy places the organism in Eukaryota, Apicomplexa, Aconoidasida, Haemosporida, Plasmodiidae. Gene Ontology annotation, cellular component: endosome. The record is from RefSeq and is a predicted model, not a curated record. Gene Ontology annotation, biological process: protein transport to vacuole involved in ubiquitin-dependent protein catabolic process via the multivesicular body sorting pathway.
AUGCAGGUAGUUUCAGACUGGGCCAACUUGAAGUACCUUUAUGACAAGAUAAAUAUAGGCAAAGUAAUAUACAGAAAUUUGAGGGAGCUAAGCACAAAUUAUGAAUAUAACUUCGACGAGGAGAUAGGAAAUUUUACAAACCUCAGGACGAGAAUAAUGGUAGAGCAGUAUAGAGGAAUGAAUAGUAAUUUAUUAAGGUUAUACAAAGAAUAUUUAUUUUUUUUUGAAACGUUUAAAAAAAAAAAAUUGUUAAAAGAGAAAAAGAAAGUAUUAUAUACAAAUGAUGUAUUUGAAAAGAAUAAAAAAGUAGAGUACGCAUUUGAGCAAGAAAAUGUGUUAAUAAUAUAUAACAUAGGUUUAAUAAGUACGAAUAUAUUGAAAAUAAAGAAAGACUCGGAGGAUAAUAUAAAAUUGUUAAAUAAAAUGUCUAACGAAAUUGUGGAUGUAUUUAAUUAUCUAUUUCAAAAUAUGAAUGACGAGAAGUUGGAAGAACUGACGGAUAUCAAUUGUAUAAGUAGCUAUAUUUUUUUAUGUAUUUCACUAGCAUAUCAUGAAAAUAUGUUUUAUAAUACAGCUAUAUUGAAAAAAUACAAAAGAAAUUUAUUGGCAAAAUUAUCCUAUAACAUAUAUACACAUUUUAACAAUGCGCUAACUUGUUUAGAUGGAAAGAUAAUGCUGGAUGUGUUUAAACAAUCGAGUAAUUUUUAUGUAGCGAAGAAUAAUUUACAGUAUAUAAGAAAUACUAAUGGCAAUUUUUACAAUUUUGUACAGGUAAAUCAAAUAAUUUUUAUAAGUAUAAGUAACUACCAUAUGGCUUUGAAAUAUGCUCAAUUAUGUCCCCAUAAAGAAGAAGUAAGUGUUCAAAAAUAUGAAGAGGAUAAAAUAGCUGAAAUUAUAUGCAGAUUGAAAUAUAGUUUAGAUAAUAUAAAUAGAGGAGUUGAUCUGUGCAAGAAGUAUAAUCUUAAUGUUAAUAUAAUUUCCUUAAGAGAAAAAAUUAUUAAAGCGUUAGAAUAUUUCGAAUAUGAAAAUCAAAAUAUAUAUUUUGAAAUCAUACCAUCUUAUGAGAGUUUAUAUCCUAUUAAAGGUACGGAAGUUAUUAAAUUAAAAAAUGUAGACAUAUCAAAUUUGUAUAUAAAAAAAAAUAUUUCUAACAAUUUAAAACUUCUAUUUAAUGAUAAAGCUAAACAGGUGUAUAAUCAAUAUAACAGUGAAGCAUUAACACUGUACGAUUUUUACAAUAAGAAUUAUUUAAGCCUAAAUGAUCAAUAUAAAUUAAUAAAUUUAUCCUGUAGGAAGAAUAUACUACAAACACUAAAUAAUGUUAUCAUAAACACAUAUAAUAAAAUUAAACAGCUAUACAAUCCAACUUUAUUUGAUAACAAUUUAAAUGUCCUUAUAAAUAUUGACAAAAAUUUAAAAGAUAUAUUAAUACAAACAGAAAAUAGUUUAGCAAUGGAACAUAAAAAUCAUGUCGAAUUUCAAAAAAAAUAUGUCAAUGUAGGUAUCAACCAAGAAUCUAUAAAUUCAUAUAACACUUUUUUAUUUCAUUUAAAUAAUUUUAAAAAGGAUUCAGAGGAAUUAGAAAAAAGUAUUCAAGGGUUUACAAAAUUUUUGGAAAAUAAUUAUUCGACUCUUCAAGUGUGCGAAAUGGAUGAUAUAUCAAACUUUUUCCGUUUCAUAGUUGAUGAACUUAAUAAUUAUACUAAUGUAAAUAUAAACUCAUUAGAUAGUGAAUAUUUAUUUUAUAAAAAUUUGCUCUCUGAAGAUAGAGAGAAGGAAAAAGAAAGGUAUUCUAACUCAGCUAGUAGUAGUGUAGGUGAUAUUCAAGAAAAUCCAACUAAUACUAAUACUCCUUCUUUGAAUUAUACUGAUUUUUAUAAUUUUCUAAAAAGUAAUAAUUUAUCCUUUGCAAUGCAGAACAAUAUUAAUAAUCAGACCUUGUUUCAUUACAGCACGUUAAGCAAGUAUAUUAAUGUUCACUCAGAGGAAAAGCUUUUUUUCGUCAUCAUAUCUAUUUAUUUUUCUUUGAGUAUACAGCUAGCCAAAUUCGAGGAAGACUUAGCCGAGAUAAAAAACAGUCUUCACGACUAUUUUCUCAACGCUAUAACGGAAGAAAAUGAUAGUGACAAGCUGAAUGAGAUACUGGAAAAGCAAAAGGGGUUAUUAAAUGCAAAAAAAAUAAAAUUAGAGGAAAACGUUUCAACUUUUGAAAGGGAUCUCAAUCAAUUUUAUGACUACUACCACGAGUAUAAUAAACUUGACAACUUCAAGGCCGUUGAAGACCUUAACAAGUUCAUUAAUGAGCUUAAGAAAAAUUUUGACAAAUUAAAUGAGAUGCAUAAGAAGAAUUCAUUUACUUUGAAAAAUUCGCUUAUGCUUAAGGAUGACAUAAAUAGAUACAUAUAUAUGAGGGAGCGCGAACGGUCGAAUAUAAGAGUACAACAAAUUCCAAAUAAUUACCAGGGGAACUAUCACAACAGGCGUUAA